Girardinichthys multiradiatus is the source of this 666-nucleotide messenger RNA. RefSeq names its product S100 calcium binding protein W (gene s100w). Gene Ontology annotation, molecular function: transition metal ion binding; calcium ion binding. Bases 163 to 495 code for a protein of 110 amino acids. The transcript is spliced from 3 exons. The record is from RefSeq and is a predicted model, not a curated record. Lineage: Eukaryota; Metazoa; Chordata; Actinopteri; Cyprinodontiformes; Goodeidae.
UCUAUCUAUGCAUGUGUGUGUUUGUGUGAGUCAGACACACCGGAUCUGCUGUUUAAGAGAACCUCUUUCCUUUCGUGCCCCCAGCACUCUCAGCUGGGACCGUGCUGGUGACACAAGCGUAGCCUCCCCUCACCUGGUGGACACAAACUAUCAUUCUCAACCAUGGCUCGCCUGGAUCAUGUCAUCACAAACAUUGUGGACAUUUUUAUGGAUUAUGCCGAUGAUGGAGGCAAGAAACGUCAGCUGAAUAAGGAGGAGCUCAAAAAGCUCUUUGAGCAGGAGAUCCAGAGCCCUGACUUAAAGGACACAAUUAGUGCAGGUGACAUAGAAGACGCAAUGGAGAUGUUGGACAAAAACCAUGAUGGAGAGGUGAACUUCCGCGAGUUUUGUCGAUGUGUGUGCGUCCUCGCUAAAUGCUAUUUCCAAAAGAAGACGGGAAGGGGAGGGAAGAGAGGCAAGGGCAAAGACCAGGAGGGGGAAGAGGAAGAAGGCUGAAGAAGCUAAACGCUCCAACUGAAUAGUAGAAAAAUACUGUCUAGAUGUAAUGUUUUCUUCAAAAGUGAUAGUGCUCACUCUGCAAGCUGCUGAACAAAAACAUAUCUUGUUAACUGGUUAUUAAGGAAAUGUGCAAUCUGUCUGAAAAUAAAUAAUAGCUAUGAAAUCUAA